UCAAAUACAACAUUAGAAGAAUGUGAAGAGUCACUUACAGUUUCAGAAAAAUCGAACAUAACGUUUUCUAUUCUUGAAUUGCUUAAAGAAUUAGAAAGUCCUUUAAAAAUUAAUCCUGAUGAUGUUAUAAAUCAAGAGACAGAUAAACAUGAAAAAUUACCUGAAUUACCUCGAUCACCUGCAGAUUUAGACAUAACAUUGUCUAUUCUUAAGUCGCUUACAACAUUAGAAGAAUGUGAAGA
Racocetra persica is the source of this 242-nucleotide messenger RNA. NCBI's taxonomy places the organism in Eukaryota, Fungi, Glomeromycota, Glomeromycetes, Diversisporales, Gigasporaceae. The record is from the annotation of a GenBank genome assembly.